AGGGGAGGUGCAUGACCGAGAGACAGAAGCAACAAGAGAGACAGAACUUUUCCCCUGACUCUACAACUGACUGGUAUCAAGAUGAGGGCUGCGCUGCUGCUGCUGCUCUUAGUCACUCUCAUCACCAUCCAGACUGUAGCUGGAGGGAAAAACAAGAAAGAGAAAAACAAACCCGCAGAUUCCGGGUCAGAAUGCUCCGACUGGCGCUAUGGCAACUGUGUCCCUAGCAACGGGGACUGUGGAGCAGGGUUUAGAGAGGGGUCAUGUGACCAGCAGACCAAGAAGAUGAAAUGUAAAGUGCCUUGCAACUGGAAAAAGGACUUUGGAGCUGACUGCAAGUAUCGGUUUGGGAGCUGGGGAGAGUGUGAUCCGACCUCCGGCUCGCGGACCAGAACAGGGACACUGAAGAGGGCUCUUUAUAACGUGCAAUGUCAACAAACUAUUUCUGUCUCCAAACCUUGCCCUGGAAUAACCAAGACAAAAACCAAAGGAAAGAAGAGAAAAGGGAAGGGGAACUAGGACCAGGCUGGAGGGACGAGUCUCCGGAGAGUCUUCAGAGUAACGAAGAAGCAAACAUAAACUGUCUGAACCAGCGGGACAGUUGAACCAACACAAGUAGUCAUAGCUUAUUUCCAUGCACACAUUUCUGAGUGUUCUCCGGGUUACCUAAAUCAUGGCAAAACAUAUUUUUAAAACACAUAUGAGAAGUCUGAAUAUACACUAAAUCUGUAGAUACGGUGAAAAUGAACGCAACAUUACAAUGAUUUUGGAAAAUUUGUGUUAUAAAUCUGCCUCUAUGUUAUAAAGUGUUAUCAAUAUAAAAAUUUUAUUUUCCAAUGUGUGACUCAUGCCUAUAAACAUUUCAUAGAGUGGAUACAUGUGGAUGUGUCAGUAACAUCUAUGCACAACCAUUCAAGAAGGCUUCUCUUUCUUUUCUUUUUCAAUUAUUCUAACCACUAUAGUUGCUUGUGGAUUUAUUUUAAAUAUUGUAGAAAUCAUCUUCUCUCAAUUUGAUUCAUUCUCCCUUCUUUCUCCCGCUUUAGAAUAAACUUUAUUAUUUUGUCCUGUAGAAGGACUGAUGCUUUCCUUUUGUUUAUUAAAGAACAUACCGUCACUUUUUUUAUUUUUAUUUUAUUGGUUUCUAGACAUGUAGGCACUGAAAUGUGAGAA
Molecule: messenger RNA, 1170 nt
Organism: Stegastes partitus (bicolor damselfish)
Lineage: Eukaryota; Metazoa; Chordata; Actinopteri; Pomacentridae
Product: midkine-B-like
Exons: 5
Coding region: 82-519 (145 amino acids)
Molecular function (GO): growth factor activity
Source: RefSeq, a predicted model, not a curated record